GGAGGGUUGAAAUGCUUGUUCCCUCCCCCAACUUCCAUGUUCCCUGCUUGGGAAGAAGAGGAAGAAAAAAAAAAGAAAAGAAAAAAGCUUGGGCCACAUGGGUUUUUAUUCCUUUUGCUUCUUUUUUAAGAUGAUCUCACAUCAUCACAUGCACAAGCAUCCCGCCUUGGCUCUAUCCACACGUGCAGUGAACCACAACAGGAAGCACAGACGGAUGUAAGCUGGAUUACUUUUCACAGCAUAAGCUUAUACCUUAAAAAUAAAAUUAAGUCGAUAUAUGAUACUAUGCCCAAGUCGCGGUGGGCGUCAAUGCCCAUCUAUCACCAGAUAAGAACAGUCCGGGGUAAAUGAUUAUUUUCCAAGUCGCAUCGCAUCGCAUCGUAUCGCAUCGCGUCCGCAUUACGAAUUGGGUAUGCUUCUAGACUUUCCGCGACAGGUUGCAAACAAGAGGUCUCGGCACUGCCGCGCAGUCUCAGUCAAUGUUUCCCAUCUUAACUCAGGUUCGCCGCGGAUUGUAUUACUUCGAAGUUUUUGACAAGUCUCACGGUUUGGGGCGUCAGGGCGUUUGUCAAUCGCAUUAUGACGGUUUGUGACAUUUAUGACAGUUGGGUUACAUGUUACCUAAAACCAUUAUACCGUCUAAUAAUGUUUCGGGUUCCUCCACUCGUGGUACGUAGCACUAAACAACGUCCGUGGUCUUUUAAAGUUUUAGGCAGUGGGCAGCGGCAGGAAGCGAACAAGCAUACCUACAGGCUACAUAAGCAUAUACCUACAAGCAUAUGUACAAGCAUACAAGCAUAUUUUUGGAGUCCGAGUGUCUUGAUAAAGAGUAUCUACCCGUUCGUCGAGAUAACGCUUUCCGAGAUCCGACACUCCUUUAUAAUCUUCUUUUUUUUUCUUAUCGUCAAUCUAAUCGUCCUUUUUCUCCGUCGAGCAACCCCAUCGCGGGGCAUUGACAUCACAAAAUACCUAUGUACCUAAAGGUUAAUACAUAUAAUAUAGCAUGGAUUGGCCUGAUUGAUAACAGCGCAAACCAGUUCAAACUUUCAAUACAAUUUUGGUGAUAGAAAUAAACG
Molecule: messenger RNA, 1076 nt
Organism: Daldinia caldariorum
Lineage: Eukaryota; Fungi; Ascomycota; Sordariomycetes; Xylariales; Hypoxylaceae
Exons: 1
Coding region: 580-981 (133 amino acids)
Source: RefSeq, a predicted model, not a curated record